This is a messenger RNA of Telopea speciosissima, 1216 nucleotides long. Its product is annotated as probable glycosyltransferase At5g20260. The record is from RefSeq and is a predicted model, not a curated record. Gene Ontology annotation, molecular function: glycosyltransferase activity. NCBI's taxonomy places the organism in Eukaryota, Viridiplantae, Streptophyta, Magnoliopsida, Proteales, Proteaceae. Bases 201 to 1205 code for a protein of 334 amino acids. The transcript is spliced from 4 exons.
GCAGUGGUAGUUCUUCAAUCGAUACUCAUAUUAGAGUGAAGAGCAGUUUGGAGAAGAUUGAAGAAAGUCUUGCCAGAGCUAGAGGUGCAAUUCGUAAAGCUAUCAUCUCUCGUAACUAUACCUCCAACAAAGAGGAACUCUUCAUCCCCAGAGGAUCCAUUUACAGAAACCCAUAUGGAUUUCAUCAGAGCCAUAUUGAGAUGGAGAAGAGGUUCAAGGUGUGGACUUACAGGGAAGGAGAGCCACCCCUUGUUCAUAAUGGGCCAGUAAACGACAUCUACGCCACAGAAGGACAGUUCAUAGAUGAGAUGGAAAGUGGGCUAAGCCCAUUUAAGGCCCAACAUCCAGAUGAGGCCCAUGCCUUCUUCCUCCCCUUCAGUAUUGCUUCUGUCAUUCAUUUCCUCUACAGACCUAUCGUUUCCUACUCAAGGGAACCAUUGCAGCGUUUUGUCAUCGACUACGUUGGCGUUGUAUCGAAUAGAUACCCUUAUUGGAACAGAAGCAGUGGGGCUGAUCAUUUCAUGGUCUCUUGCCAUGAUUGGGCACCAGACAUAAACGAAGCCAAUCCCGAGCUUUUUCGGUAUUUCAUUAGAGUUCUUUGCAAUGCAAACACAUCCGAAGGUUUCAGACCCCGAAUAGAUGCAUCUCUACCAGAAGUUAAUCUUCCGAAAGGAACCCUCGGUAUCCUAGGCAAGGUUCAAUCACCCAGAACGCGUUCGAUCCUUGCCUUCUUUGCAGGAGGAUCUCAUGGUUACAUAAGAAAGAUACUACUAGAGCAUUGGAAAGACAAGGAUGAAGAGAUCCAAGUCCAUGAGUACCUCCCUAAGGGUCAAGAUUAUAAAAAAUUAAUGGGUCAAAGUAAGUUUUGUUUGUGCCCUAGUGGGUAUGAAGUUGCAAGUCCUAGAAUUGUUGAAGCCAUCUACACAGGUUGUGUCCCUGUAUUAAUAUCUGAUCACUAUGCUCUACCAUUCAGUGAAAUACUUGAUUGGAGCCAGUUUACUGUACAGAUUCCAGUUGAGAAGAUAUCAAAGAUUAAGGAAAUCUUACAAGGGAUCUCUCAAGAUAAGUAUUUGAGACUCUAUAUGAAGGUGAGGCAAGUACAAAGACAUUUUGAACUCCAUCGACCUUCUAAACCUUAUGAUCUCAUACACAUGGUUCUCCAUUCUAUUUGGCUAAGAAGACUUGACUUUAAACUCCCAUUCUGACCACUUUGUAC